Megachile rotundata (alfalfa leafcutting bee) is the source of this 2359-nucleotide messenger RNA. RefSeq names its product glucose dehydrogenase [FAD, quinone]. Gene Ontology annotation, molecular function: oxidoreductase activity, acting on CH-OH group of donors; flavin adenine dinucleotide binding. NCBI's taxonomy places the organism in Eukaryota, Metazoa, Arthropoda, Insecta, Hymenoptera, Megachilidae. The record is from RefSeq and is a predicted model, not a curated record.
GGUGAGCCUCUCUCGACUGGUUUUCACUCUCGGCACUCGUUGCAAAGCGAUAGGAUGAAGCCGGUGUCUGCGUUCCUCGCAUCUGUUGCCAUUUUACCGGUUUUAUUCGACGUCCAGGAUCUGCACGCGGUCGUAGAGCUUGAAAGAUCAUCGCGACGAAAAGCUCGUGAUACGUGCUGCUCGUUCCUCGUGUGAAAGUACAUUGCGAGCUGGCAUUCAGAAAAUUCGAGCGACAAAUUCACCUCCUCGAAUGGCACGCAAAUUGGAAGUGGCUGUAGCGGGGUGGAAUUGAACGGAAAUGGCAAUUGGUCUGACUACUUUACUCAGUACAACUUCCGUCCUCGGAUUUAGCCUGAUUCCUCUAUUAGCAAUCGGCUUGACCGUAUUCCGAUACAAUCAAGCGGAUCCAGAAUCUCAUCCGUCCGAUGCUCGUCAGCUCCUGCGAAUGUACGAUUUCAUAGUGAUCGGCGGUGGAAGUGCCGGUGCUGUGAUCGCAUCAAGAUUAUCCGAGGUGUCAAAUUGGACCGUGUUACUAGUGGAAGCCGGCGGUGACGAAAAUGAAAUUUCAGAUGUGCCUUUAUUGGCUGGAUACACCCAGCUGUCAGAAUUCGACUGGAAAUAUCAAACGUCACCACCGACGGUAUCAGCUUAUUGUCUCGCCAUGAUCGGCGAUCGAUGCAACUGGCCGCGUGGAAAAGUUCUUGGUGGCAGCAGUGUGUUAAACGCCAUGAUUUAUGUUCGUGGUAAUCGCCGGGACUACGACACGUGGGAAAGUCUGGGCAACGUGGGCUGGAGCUACAACGACGUGUUCCCAUAUUUCCUGAAAUCCGAGGACAACCGCAACCCCUAUUUAGCUCGGACCCCAUAUCACAGCACAGGUGGUUACCUAACAGUGCAGGAGUCCCCAUGGCGGACCCCCUUAUCGAUCGCCUUCCUCCAAGCCGGCCAAGAGCUAGGGUACGAGAAUCGCGACAUCAACGGAGCUAACCAGACCGGUUUCAUGCUGACUCAGGCUACGAUCCGUCGAGGAAGUCGUUGCUCCACGGCGAAGGCCUUCCUGAGGCCCGUGAAGAACAGGGAGAACCUGCACAUAGCGAUGCACUCGCAAGCCCUGAGGGUGUUGUUCAACGACGACAAGAGAGCCACGGGCGUGGAGAUCCUCCGCGAUGGCCGCCAACAAGUGAUCAGAGUCAGAAGAGAGAUCGUCUUAUCAGCCGGAGCGAUCAAUUCUCCUCAGCUGCUGAUGUUAUCUGGGAUAGGGCCUAGGGAGCACCUGGAGGAGUUCAACAUCCCGGUGAUAUCGGACUUAAGGGUCGGAGACAACCUCCAGGACCACGUCGGUCUCGGUGGGUUCACGUUUGUGGUCAACGAACCCAUCAGUCUGAAGAAGGACCGCUUUCAGACCAUGUCCGUGAUGAUGGAGUACGUACUCAACGAAAGGGGACCCAUGACCAGUCCAGGUGUCGAAGGUUUGGCCUUCGUGAACACCAAGUACGCGGACAAGUCCGGCGACUACCCCGACAUGCAAUUCCAUUUUGCACCCAGCUCCAUCAACUCGGACGGAGGGGAUCAGAUCAAGAAGAUUCUAGGUCUGAGGGACAGGGUGUACAACACCAUGUACAAGCCUCUGAACCAGGCGGAGACCUGGUCCAUAUUGCCGUUGCUGCUCAGACCUAAGAGCUCUGGAUGGGUGCGUCUGAAGAGCAGGAAUCCGCUGGUGUACCCAGAUAUUAAUCCCAACUAUUUCACGCAUAAGGAGGACAUUGACGUGCUCGUGGACGGGAUUAGAAUCGCUCUGCAGCUGUCGAAUACUACUGCUUUCCAGAGAUUCGGGUCUAGGCCACAUACUAUAAGGAUGCCGGGAUGUCACAGAUAUGCCUUCGAUACUUAUGAUUACUGGGAGUGUGCGAUUCGACAUUUUACGUUUACUAUUUAUCACCCUGCGGGGACUUGUAAAAUGGGUCCUAGGUAUGAUCCUACGGCGGUGGUAGAUCCGAGGCUGAGGGUUUAUGGCGUGAAAGGACUGAGAGUGGCGGAUGCGUCCAUUAUGCCUGUGAUCGUCAGUGGCAACCCUAAUGCUCCGACGAUUAUGAUAGGGGAAAAGGCGAGUGACAUGAUCAAGGAGGACUGGAGAGUGAAGAAAAAGAGAUUCGUGGGAAGAUGAUGAAUGGGAGAAUUGUGGGAUUACUGAAAUGUCUGUUGUGAAACUGGGGUCGGAGUGUAAUUGUUGGUUUAGAGGUUUCUGAGUUGACGUGAAAUGGUGGGUGAAAGUGUGAAGAGAAUGUGGAUGGAAGGAAGAAAGGGUUAACGUGGAAUUUCGAUUUUGGUAGUUAGCUGUGUCUUAAUUAGAGAAUUUUCU